UGUCCACCUAAAAAAAAUGCAUAAUGUGAGAGUUUGGAGUUUAGUUUUCUUGGGCAAAAUGAGGACUGCAGCCCAGGAGACAGCAUCAGCAGAUAGCUCUGAGAAACUGCUCCAAAGAGGCAGCGGGGGAAGCACGGUGUAUAUGUGGUUUUGGGAAAGGGAAAACAUGCAGUCAGGCACGUGUUGUUUACAGAGGGUUAUUGCUCGUCAGGAGGAGCAGUCCUCACCAUGAAGGAUUUUAGUGUUUUUCUAGAUGUGAGGAGAUAUAAGAAUUAGGCUCAUAAAUUUGGAUCCUGAAAAUAUCUGACCAUCUAAAGACCUGUUCUGCCUAUUUUUUCCCAGAGCACAGAGUGCCUCAUUUCAGCUCUCCCUGCCGAACACCUUUCAGGGGGGCAUUGACAGUCAUCAGCUGCAGCAGCACCUGAUUUAAUCUUCAUAGAGGAUGGUGACUGUCUCAGUAUCAAAGUCCACAGAAGUUCUGUACAUCAGCAGCCUCCAUCCCUGUCCAAAAGGCAGACUCCAUGAAACCAUUGAGUGUGUGCCUUGUAACAUAUAUGGAAAGCGAGAGAGAAUGAAAAAGCACCUCAGCUAGGUGAUGUUGCCUGAGAAUCUAGGCAAUUCUUCAGACAGUCAUGGGUAUCCGAGGACUGAUGAGUUUUGUUGAAGAUCAUAGUAAUGAGUUUUUCACUGAUUUGAAGUUGCGAGACACAAAAAUUAUCAUCGAUGGCUAUGCCCUCUUCCACCGGCUUUGCUUCAGUUCAAACUUGGAGCUCCGGUAUGGAGGGGACUACGACUCUUUUACAGAUGUUGUUCAGAAAUUCUUUGAAUCGCUAUUUGCUUGUAAAAUCUGUCCAUAUGUUGUCUUAGAUGGAGGAUGUGACAUUUCAGAUAAAAAGCUUAACACUUUAAAGGAUCGUGCUAGGGAGAAGAUCCAGAUGGCCCAUUCCCUUUCUGCGGGCGGGGCUGGGUAUGUGUGUCCCCUGCUCAUCCGGGAGGUAUUCAUACAAGUUCUGGUCAAGCUGCAGGUGUGUUUUGUCCAGUGCUUUUCGGAAGCAGAUCGGGAUAUUAUGGCCCUUGCCAAUCACUGGAAUUGCCCCGUGUUAUCGUCCGAUAGUGACUUUUGCAUUUUUGACCUGAAGAGUGGGUUUUGCCCAUUGAGUAGCUUUCAGUGGAGAAACGUGAACACUGUCAAGGGCACACGAGACUGCUAUAUCCCUGCCAAGUGCUUUUCCCGUGAUGCGCUCUGCUGUCACUUUGGCAAUAUGAACAAAGCUCUGCUACCUCUGUUCGCGGUGCUGUGUGGAAACGACCACAUUAAUCUGCCCGUCGUGGAGACGUUCUUAAGUAAAGUACGUCUCCCUCUUGGGGCUCCCAGUCCUAAGGGGAGGAGACACCACCGGGUGCUGGGACUUCUGAACUGGUUGUCCCGUUUUGCUGACCCUACCGAAGCAUUAGACAGCGUUCUGAAACAUCUGCCCCAAAAGAGUCGAGGAACCGUGAAGGAGCUUCUCUGCGGCUCCAUGGAGGAGUACCUGCAGUCCCAGGGGAGGCUGCAGGACUUCUUCCAGCGCGGUGCCUACGCGUGUCCAGACACCUGGAAUCCAGACUUACCGCCGUGGGUGCUCGCGGCCUUGGCCAGAGGCCAGCUGUCCCCUUUCAUCAGCGAUGCUCUGGUGCUGAGACGGACCAUUCUCCACACACAGGUGGAAAACAUGCAGCGACCAAACGCCCACAGGAUCUCCCUGCCCAUCCGGCAGGUCAUCUAUGGGCUCCUUGUGAAUGCUCCUCCACAGCCCGGAAAUGUGGCCUGGGGUGCGCUGCCUCCUCGGCCUCCAGCCUACAGCGAAGUGGAAAGGAUUAAUAAAAAUAUCAAAACAUCAAUUGUUCAUGCAGUGGAACUGCCCAGGGAUCAUUCUGACUUAAGCAGCUUGACUGAGCUCUCCUUGGCUAGACGGCAGACACUCCUGUUAGAAACGCUGCAGGUGAAACAGAGCACCCUGGACCCGGUCCCUGCUGCACUGAAGCUGCCUGUGGCUGUCAGCUGCUACUGGCUGCAGCACGCGGAGGCCACGGCAGAGCUGCAUCAUCUGCAGGCCUUACUGCUGGGGAUGCUGAUGGGGCCCCUGCAUGCCAUGAUGCACAGCCCUAGUGAAGCAGCUCCGCGGGGUGGUGGUAUCGAGAUGCUGUAUAAAGAGCUGCAGAGCGUGAAGGCGCAGCCUGGCCCAGGGCUGGACUUAGACACAGCUCACGUCUUCUGUCAGUGGCAGUGCUGCCUGCAGAUGGGGCUGUACCUCAACCAGCUGCUGUCCACGCCUCUCCCAGAGCCAGACCUAACUCGACUGUACAGCGGGAGCCUGGUGCACGGGCUCUGCCGACGACUGCGGACAUCGGCCUCGGUGGAGAGCCUUCUGCACAUGUGUCCCGAGGCCCAGCAACUCUAUGAACAUCUGUUCAACGCCACAAGGUCAUGUGCCCCUGCUGAACUAUUCCUAGCAAAGGGUAAAUCAAGUUCAAAAAAAAGAAAGCAAAAGAAACCAGGUACCAGCUGGUCAGAGAACAGAGUGGGGACCACCUUGAACACUAGGGGUUGGCAUGAGGGAAGCAACCGGUUUGAGCUGUUGAUGGUGGGGACCUUGGAGGAGCACACGGAGGCCCCAGAGCUCGAAUAAACUCAGUUUGCAACCAGGUUAUAAUUCUUACCAAAAAUUUGUGUUACCUCCCUUGAAAUGAUUGACUUUUUUCUUUAGAAUUGAUUUGUUAGAGGAUAAACAUUGCAGUACUUUGAAUUCCAAAGUAUUUUGUAUACUGCUUUUAGUAAAUACAACUUGAUUUAAGUAAACUUUUGUAUUUCUGGAACACAUGUGAAAACAUGUUUGUACUUGCCACGGUCGACUUCAGUAAGUUAAUAAUAGUUUAUAACUGUCAAAUUGCAGCAACUCAGCCAAGCUGUUUUCAAAAAGAACAGGAGUCCUACGUCAAUUACUUCCUAUAAGCUGAAGCUGGGUUAUCAUCAUUUAAAACAAUCUUUUUACAACUGUCUCCUCUUCAUC
Hippopotamus amphibius kiboko is the source of this 3050-nucleotide messenger RNA. RefSeq names its product asteroid homolog 1 (gene ASTE1). The transcript is spliced from 6 exons. Gene Ontology annotation, molecular function: nuclease activity. The record is from RefSeq and is a predicted model, not a curated record. Lineage: Eukaryota; Metazoa; Chordata; Mammalia; Artiodactyla; Hippopotamidae. The coding region runs from base 633 to 2669 and encodes 678 amino acids.